Molecule: messenger RNA, 1762 nt
Organism: Cicer arietinum (chickpea)
Lineage: Eukaryota; Viridiplantae; Streptophyta; Magnoliopsida; Fabales; Fabaceae
Product: alkane hydroxylase MAH1-like
Molecular function (GO): heme binding; iron ion binding; monooxygenase activity
Source: RefSeq, a predicted model, not a curated record
UACUAUCAUUGAGAAAGACUACCAUAUUUUCUAAUAAAGUUCUAUUUCUUUGUCCUUAAGAACAAAAGCAAAUAUUGAUAUCAUAUAUUAUAGUAUUAGUUAAUUCAUUUUCCAACAAAAAACAAUGAGUGUGUUUGGUAUUGGAGAAAUCCUUGUAGCACUUCUUAUUUUCAUUGUAAUCCAUUAUUGGAGACUCAACAGAAUCACACCUAUCACAAAUUGGCCCAUUUUUGGAAUGCUGCCAAGUAUCUCAUUAAACAUUUCAAAUUUUCAUGAAUAUUCAAACUCAAUUUUGAAACAAAAUGGAGGAACUAUCAUUUUUGAAGGACCAUGGUUAACAAACAUGAAAAUUGUUUUCACUAGCAAUGCAAUGAAUGUGCAACACAUAACAAGCACGAAAUUCGAAAACUAUGGUAAAGGAGACGAUUUCAAGGAGAUUUUUGAAGUACUUGGAGAUGGAAUUUUCAGGUCUGAUUCCCACAAAUGGAAGUACAAUAGAACACUUCUUCAUUCAGUCUUCAAGCAGGUAAGUUUCCAGACAUUUAUUCACAAAACUUUUGAGGCAAAAGUUGAUAGUUGUCUCCUUGUGUUUCUUGAUCAUGCUUGUAAAAAAGGGUUGCAAGUGGAUUUACAAGAUGUUUUACAAAGGUUAACUUUUGACAACAUAUGUUCUAUAGUUUUAGGAUUUGAUCCUAUUUGUCUUUCUAUUGAUCUCCCUGAAAUUGCAAGUGAGAAAGCAUUUAAUCAAUUAGAGGACAUAUUGUUAACUCGACAUAUCAAGCCAAGAUUCUUGUGGAAACUUCAGAAAUGGCUUCAAAUUGGUGAUGAGAAAAAGUUUGUAGAGAAUCAGAAAAUCAUUGAUCACAUGGUAGAUACACAAAUCAAAUGCAUCAGGUCUCGGCAAAGUGAAAUCAAAUCCAAGAUCAAUAUGCAAGACAAAUUACAACAAUUUGAUUUGCUAACUACCAUUAUGAAUACUGAAGUAGAAAAAAAGGAACAACCAAAUUCAAUAGAUGACAAAUUUCUAAGAGACACAGCAAUUAAUCUACUUGCAGCUGGAAGAGACACUAUAAGUUCUAGCCUUGCAUGGUUUUUUUGGCUAAUGGCAACACACCCUUUUGUUGAAGCUAAGAUUCUUGAAGAGAUCAAAGAAAAUUUACCAUCAAAAGAAAGUAAUUGGAAAGAAUUAGGAAAGGAAGGGCUUAGUAAAUUGGUUUAUCUACAUGGAGCUUUAUGUGAAACCUUAAGGCUUUAUCCACCAAUUCCUUUUGAACACAAAUGUGCAAUGAAAUUUGAUGUGCUUCCUAGUGGACAUAAGAUUAAGUCAAAUACAAUGAUAGUGUACUCUCUAUACUCAAUGGGAAGGGUGGAGGAAAUUUGGGGAGAAGAUUGCUUGGAAUUUAAGCCAGAGAGGUGGAUUUCUAAUAAAGGAGGGAUAAUUCAUGUACCUUCUUACAAGUUCAUUGCUUUCAAUGCUGGACCAAGGAGUUGUUUGGGUAAGGAUAUAAGCUUCACUGAAAUGAAAAUGGUUGUUGUUGCUAUAUUGUUGAAUUAUCAUAUUCAAUUGGUGGAAGAACAUCCCAUAGUCCCAAGCCUUUCUGUUAUUCUACACAUGAAACAUGGUUUGAAAAUUAUGGUGAAAAAAAGAAUUGUUUGAAGGGAAUAUAUUUUCAAAACAACUUAAAUGUGUUUGAAUGCUACAUGUAAUGUUUAUGUAAUAUUUAAAUUUGAAUUUGUAUGUGUACUACUCUAUGUUUGUUCA